Messenger RNA from Aspergillus vadensis CBS 113365, 1521 nucleotides. Its product is annotated as putative MFS transporter. NCBI's taxonomy places the organism in Eukaryota, Fungi, Ascomycota, Eurotiomycetes, Eurotiales, Aspergillaceae. Gene Ontology annotation, biological process: transmembrane transport. The record is from RefSeq and is a predicted model, not a curated record. Bases 1 to 1521 code for a protein of 506 amino acids. The transcript is spliced from 5 exons. Gene Ontology annotation, cellular component: membrane. Gene Ontology annotation, molecular function: transmembrane transporter activity.
AUGAUUCAGGUUGAAUCGCAGACAAUAGCUGCGUCUGCGACUGCUCCCGCGGACAAAGAUGUCGCUUGGGCCAUAGUCAGUGAAGAGGCGGGGGAGAUUGACCCCGCCGUGGAGAAGAGGGUGCUGCGCAAGAUUGAUGCAUUCUUUAUGCCUGCUAUGUUGAUUGGAUAUGGAUUUGUUUACUGGGAUAAGGCCAUCCUUGGAAGUGCAUCACUAUUCGGUAUGACAACCGAUCUGCAGCUCCAGGUCAUGGAUUACUCUACUUCGCCUGCCACCAAGGAUACCUCCCGUCUCAGCUGGGCCACCUCCAUCUUCUACUUUGGUAUGAUGGCCGGGUUGUACCCCAUGACCUUUGUCCUGCAGCGGUUUCGCAUUCAGCACGUCCUGGGUCCGGUCGUGAUGCUGUGGGCUAUUACUUGUGCUGCGACGGCGGGAGUAACCUCGUGGCAGGGGUUAUUUGUGCAGCGCUUUUUCCUCGGCUUCGUUGAGAGUGUCAUUCCUACCGGUUUCAUGACGGUUGUUAGUGGAUAUUACACGCAGGACGAGCAGAGUCUGCGACAGGCAUGGUGGUUCUCCGGUACCGGAUGGUUCACCAUUAUCGGAAGCGCUCUCAAUUAUGCGUUUGGACAGAUUGAUUCUGGGAGCCUCAAGUCUUGGCAGUAUAUCUACAUCUUCGCCGGUGUGCUGACCUUUCUAUUUGGGAUUUGGUGCUGCUUCAUGCCUAACUCCCCCGUCGAGGCGUGGUUCCUGACUCAUGAGGAGAGGGUCGUGGCCGUGGAGCGCCUGCGUCGGGGACAGACCGGUGUGCGAUGCCAGGUAAUCAAGAGAGAUCAAAUUGUGGAGUCGUUCCUGGAUAUCAAAUUGUAUUUGAUUGCUAUUAUGAUGGCUGCAGCUUAUACUAUCAACGGCGCCAUUUCCGGAUUCGGCCCCCUGAUCGUAUCAACCUUUGGCUACAACACCCUCGACUCCAUCCUGUUCCAGUUCCCUGUGGGUGGCGUCUGCCUCAUCUUCAUCCCUCUCUGCGGCUAUAUCGGCAUGCGCGUCCCGAACACACGCAUCCCCAUGCUCAUCGCCUGCUGUCUCCCCGUCAUCGCCGGCUGCGUGAUGAUCUGGAAGUCCGAAUGGGGAUACCACCCGGCAGUUCCAGUUGCCGGAUACGCCAUCACCGGCUUCUUCGGACCUGUGGUAAGCCUUAUCAUCACCCUCGGCGCUAGCAACGUCGCCGGCGCGACCAAGAAAACCGUCAUGGCGGCCACCGUCUUCGUCGCCUACACUGUGGGCAACAUCAUCGGGCCGCAGCUAGUGAACAGCAAAACCGUCGACCAGCACUACCCCGAGCUAUGGGAGGGAAUGGUGAUUUGCUACUGUAUCACCAUCGCCGCAGCGGUCGCAUUGUACGUUGUCUUGUGGCGUGAGAACCGGCGUCGCGACGCCAUGGAUCUGGACGAGAGCCAGCGUGACAAACUGGCCUUCCAGGAUCUGACGGACAAGCAGAACCCGUUUUUCCGCUACGUGCUGUAG